This is a messenger RNA of Paramormyrops kingsleyae, 705 nucleotides long. It is a transcript of the gene tmem72, whose product is annotated as transmembrane protein 72. Lineage: Eukaryota; Metazoa; Chordata; Actinopteri; Osteoglossiformes; Mormyridae. The record is from RefSeq and is a predicted model, not a curated record.
AUGGGGUCUUCGGUGCUCUGGGUUCUGCUGGAGUGUGUCUGCAGGGUGCUCGGCGUUUCCACGGCGGCAGUGCUGUGUGCGGUGGGGAUCGAGACCUUGAACCAAGGAAAAUUCCAGAACCUGGCUGUGUACCUCCUAGUAUCUUCCGGGGGCGUGUCCGUACUGGAGGUGUCCUACUUCGUUGACAGUCUCCUGGUGACAUGCCUGCCCUGCCCUCCGAAGUGGAUUAUCUUUGUUUUGUGGAAGAAGCUGUCAAAUCUUGGAGGCUUCCAGAAGUUCCUCUAUUACACCAUAAUGGCGGUGGUGUGUUUUUUGCACCCAGUGCUUGCGUGGCAUGCAGUCAUCCCAGGGACCAUGUUGCUGGUUACCGGCGUGGCCUACUUCAUCCUGAGCAAAAACAAAUCAUCAGCAAAGGCAGGCAGCAACCCCGAGACCUGUGCCCCAGACACCAGGGCUAUGGGGCCUUCCUACUCCAUACUCCAUCUGGCAGGAGGCAGAAGGCCCAUGGUAUCGCCGUAUUGGGAGCGGGGGGGCAAAGACGGCUCACAGGCCGAGGCGGGAGUCACCGGAAGGGCAUUGGGACGGGGAUCCAGCGGAGUGCUUGCCCACCAGUGCUUCAGAGAGAGCAAGACCGGUGACACGCAGGAGGAUAUAGAGAUGCAGGAGUAUGAGACCUCGGACAAGGCCCCCAUGGUCAGAAUGUGA